AUGAGUCUUCAGGAUCAUCAGUUUUUUAAUACGUCUUAUACGGCGUAUCAAAUGUCUCCUCUGUUCAAAUUUGGCUCGAUUAAUCUUCCUGACUUGAGUAAAAAAUUACAGAAGUACCUUAGAUAUGGCUCUACUCGGGGUGAAAACUCUCUUUUCGAUUCCAACUUUACAAGGUUAAAUAUAGAGAAUACUGAAUUUUCGGAAAUUGAACGAGUCGAUGUCUCGCGUGUUUUAAAACUAUCAGUCACUUACUCCAUAACUAACAGUGCAAGUGAAGUAAGAAGACUUGGUCAAGCUUUCUUCUUUGGUCCAUCAAGGAAUCCAGAGAAUGAUAAUAACGGUUCUAUACAUCUCCAUAAUAAUUCCAGCGAAUUUACUCACUUUCCUUUACUAUUUGUUCGUAUGGAUGCAAAGUUAUGGCAUCAUACUGAACAGUUUUUAAAGCUGCAGUUUGAUGUUCAAAUUGUCCCUUGUAAACUAACGUCCAAGACAUUAUUAAAGAUAUUUGACUACUGGGAGCUGUAUGUAAAGAGUACUGUGCUUUCUUUGCCAACAGAAUUCUCAUGGUCAAUAAAUAAUUCCAAUCUAUCUAAUUUGAGUAUUUCAAUUCGCGCCGAGGAUUGCAAUCUAUGGAUGAAGAGCUCAACCUCUCCUUGUAUUUAUGAUACUUUUGUCCGUCAUAUCCACAGAUGUACUUCAAUUGACUUAACCCAUCACCUCUUCACAGUCAUCAAAAUCGUUAUGGACAGUGCUAUAAUGACAUCUUCAGGAAAAUUUAAGUUCUUUCCUAACUCACACUCUAUCCUACCGACUUUUCUGUAUUUUAUAGAACAUCCUAUACAAACGUAA
Schizosaccharomyces cryophilus OY26 is the source of this 849-nucleotide messenger RNA. RefSeq names its product Sim4 and Mal2 associated protein 1. Lineage: Eukaryota; Fungi; Ascomycota; Schizosaccharomycetes; Schizosaccharomycetales; Schizosaccharomycetaceae. The transcript has a single exon. Bases 1 to 849 code for a protein of 282 amino acids. The record is from RefSeq and is a predicted model, not a curated record.